This is a messenger RNA of Arctia plantaginis, 11829 nucleotides long. The record is from the annotation of a GenBank genome assembly. NCBI's taxonomy places the organism in Eukaryota, Metazoa, Arthropoda, Insecta, Lepidoptera, Erebidae.
AUGGAAGGCAGGCGACAACUGCGCUUGCUGCUGUGGAAAGACUAUCUCAUACGGAAGAGGAAAGCGAUAACGCUUGCUGGGUUAAUAUGGGCAUCAGCAGUGAUUUGCAGUUUACAUAUUGUGAGAGUAAACAUAGACAAUACAGAGUAUCCGACAUGUGGCUUCCCGGCGCGAGCGCUUCCCAGCGCUGGGAUGGUGCCUUUUCUGCAGUCUUUCCUGUGCUCAGCAGACAACCAAUGUUCGUCCCUGGACCAGUACGAAGAAAUACCAACGUACGAAAAUUCAAAGUUAACUAAAGUUAUGCGAAGAAUGGGACCUUUUCUGAAUGAGUCCACGCUGGAAGUGGCGUCAUCAGUUCCUGAUGCUCUCAAACUCGUCAGUACAUUAGCGGACACAGUUGAUGAGCCAACCUUCGUUAAGAUUAGUAAAAAUGGUCUGCACGUGGAGGAUCUGUUCAUAAAACCGAUAAGCGUCAAGAGAUUCCUUGGUGAAAAGCUGGGUCUGGACGACAGCAUCAUGGAGAGUAUUAUGACUGCUGAACUUAGUUUCCAAGGUCUUCUCAAAGGUUCCAUCGACAGAUGCAGCGUAGAGUCACUUUCUAAGACAUUGGUAAUGGAGAAUCCUGAACACCUAAGUAUAUUAAAAGGAAAACUGUGUGCUAUGUCUCCAGAAGAAUUGCAGAAGAUCUUCAUUAAUAUAUUGCCUGAACUCGACUACAGCAAAUACAUGACUAUGCUAGGUGACAUGUAUAGUAAAUUAUCUGGUGACAACAGAAUAAUUUUACUUGGAGACAUGUUGACUGCCGUGCUGCGUAUGAUGAACCUGCAGAGUUUCCUUCCUCCGGAGCUGAUAUCUAUAUUUAAUGGCAAAGAAGUAGAUUUUAGUUACAUACAGCUAACUUUAAUACCAAAGAUAAUGGAAAAGUUCAAACCAAUAUUUGGUGACACUCAAUCUUAUGGAAUACUGCGGAAUGUUGCAGACGCUUUAGUUGUAGGACUUCAAUAUUUAGACAAAUUAUUUAAGAAAAUGCGAGUUAAAGAAUUAGAUGGAGGUUUAACUCCAUCUAAUAUUAAUAUAUUUGACCCAAAAAGUGGAAUGGAAGCUAUAUCAAAUGCAUUAAACCAUGCUUCAGAUGUUUUCGAAGAAGCUAUCCAGGAAGAUACGUCUUUUGAUGCUUUUACAGCUUUAACCUACAUGAUGAAUUUCGUCACCAAAUUUCUAUCUGCCAAUACAAAACACGACGUAUUGUUCUACUCGACACUUCUCUCCAAACUUAUUGAAAGUGCGUCAAGAGUAAUUGAUAUCAACAUGCAUAUUGAAUCGUUGACCUACAAUGUUACCCUGCAGCAUCCCGGAGCUGUCAGAAUCUUACAAGGAAUGAAACCUGAAAUAAUAGGAAGCGCUUUUGAGGGCUUGGCAGAUGCUGAAAGAGCUCAGAUUUUGACAUCAAAGAUCAACUCACCAGAAAAGAUGUUUUGCAAUGUUGACAAAUUAAAACAGUUUUUAAAUAUCGCUGACGUAAUAGAAAUUGAAUUACUGAAGAAACAACUGUGUACUGAUGUUUGGAAUAGCUACAUUACAGACAUGAUCCAGGCGUUUGGUGUUUCUGACGUCAAAAACAAUAUCAAUCGCAUGGCUUCUCUCCUGAUCCAAGAAACUCUUGGUAAAGAUACCAGUAGCCAAUUAUAUACUAUUGAACAAGACUUCCAGAUCUUGAAAAACUUUACAGAAAGGCUUAUGACAUUGGAUUCGGAAAAUAAACCCAAGGCAGACUGGGAGAAACUCUUGAACAUGAGUUCGGACUCGGAGUUCAUGAAGAUGAUCAGAAGGAAGGGUCACCUUGGGAAACAAAUGCUUAUAGUCCUCCAUGGAGCCCUUGGCAAAGAAAUAGUUCAGCAAAAUGGUCUUUUAGACUUCAAGAUCUCACCAUACCUGGAUAACGUAAUUGCCUUAACUUCCGGCAUCAACGAACAGCUGGAACUUACUCCGGUUGAUGUAACUGAUCUCAUUAAGGAUAAUUACUACGGAAUUGUGAUGACUAUGAUGAGGACUGCACUCCAAGAGGAAAAGACAUACAAAUCACUGUCGACUCCUGGUCAAGAGAUCAUGUGUAAUGACGUGGAGACUGCGAGACAAUACUUAGAACUACCAGAAGAUGCAAAUGAAGCUGCAGAAAUCGUCAUGGCUCUCUGCAAUGCUACUAUUAUAAUAGAAAACGGUCUAAGUGAGGAUUCUGCAGUAACCAAAGCUAUAAAAGCAUUCAAAUCUUCUGCUACUUUACUGGGAAUAGAUUGGAUCAAGCUCAUUAACAAUCUAAAGACUCUAUAUGUAAAUCUCGAUACUGACUAUACGUAUGUGUUUAACUUCUCAAAUUAUGGCAUGGAUAAGACGAUGAAAGAAGAUUUGGACAGAUUGUAUAAUAUGGCCAAGGAUUACUGGUUUGGUGUUGCAAACGUCGAAAGGGGUUUACGUUUAAGUAUGAAGUUAGCCCUUCGUUUCCUGGACCUUCUGGACCACGAUUUAUUUGGAGUGAUGAACGAAUACUGGCUAAAGAUAAAAUACGCUAUAAAUAUCUCAGCAGGACCAAUGGACGUAUUUGCUGAAUCGAUUCACGUAAUUGGAGCCCUCCUUACAAACAAGAUGUAUAGCGGAGAUCUACCUCCUAAAACAGUGGAUAUUCUUAGGAGGCUAAUACCAAAUAUCCCCCAACUGACCGUUGAAGCUGUGGACAUCAUAAAAUCAGACGAUAUAGAGAUACAACCAAUAAUAUCGCUCAUGAACUUGAACCCCCCUUGGCCAUGCUCUUCAAUGAGUUUAUCAGAACUACUGGAGUUGUCACAAAACUCAACAGAAGCAGUAAGAAGCGUAGAAGCGAUAUUUUGUAUAAACGAUGAGAUUCAACAAGAAUGGAAAGAAUAUCUAGCUCAAAAGAAUUUCUACGUUCCUGUUAAAGGAUCAUCCGCAUGGAAUAGAACCGACUACCCACCAAACCUUUUCCUCAAGUUUUCUUCCAAUAUAGACUCCUUGAUUCAGGAUAUAGUGAUCGUGAGGGAGACUCUGAACCAUGUUUUUAAUGAUAGCAAGGAUGGUCAUUUAGGAUUGAAAGAAGCUUGGAAGUACGCUGUUGAUACCUUCAAUACUUCUGAUAGGGAUGUUAUAUUACGAAAUUUUUUCACAAAGAUUGACACAGUCCUGGAUUCUGUGAACACUUCAUCUAUCGCCAGCAAUGUCUCUACUAGUCAUCUUUGGGAGGGAUUUGUCAAGUGUAGCCAGGAGUACAUUGAUGAAGAUUGCAGGAUGUUAGGAAGAAAGUCUUGGAAGUACUUCUUCGAAUCCUUGUCAGUGAUCCUGGAGAGUGUUGCUACAGAUUUGCUGACGUACUUUAAGGAAAUUAAUGAACCGAACGCAAAUUUGCUGCAGCUAGUAGGCUUCAACAGGAACACAGGCCUGUAUACUUUGUAUGACAAGUUGCCGGACUUCGUCGGAGUCCUACUCAACUCUUACUGGGACUUUGGUUUUAUGAGUCAGAUCCGUCGUGCGUCGUUUUCUAAGUUUUGGGACUGUAAUGCUAUCGUCUCGUCGCUGGUUCCACCGCCAGGUAGCGUCAUAGACGAGGCCAGCAUAGAGAAAGUAAAGCCGUUCAUAUGUCCGACUCUACUGCACUGGCUAUCUGUACCAAGAGGAGAAAACACGCUACUUGAUGUAUUUUCAAAACCUCAAUACUUUUUCUACACACUCCAAGUUCAAAAUAUCACUAGUAGAUACGCAAACGCUUAUAUGAAGGCAGUCGAACUAGCUCAGUUAAUCACAGAUAUUUCCAAAAAGAAUCAAACUGUGCUAACAGAAGAAGAUAUCAAAAUUAAUAGUAUUGAAGGAAAACUUGAAAAAACUGUUGAUAAAGUACUUACGUAUAAAAUGAACGCCAGUGACUUUAGCUACCGAAUUUUCACUACAAUUAAUUAUAAACAAUUUAGAGCCGGUAUUUAUUUAACAAGAAUAGUUGCUAUAGUCAAUAAAUUAUACGAAAAUAUAAAGAACAUUGAUGUAAAAAAUACGUUUAAAGGGACUGAUGAAGAACUAAAAGACCUACAAGCUGAUAUAGAUAUUAUAAAAUAUUUGUUUAAGAGGAAAGCUGUAGAUGCAAUAAACAUUCAUUUUAAUGCUAUUACAGAUAUUUUAGUAAAAAAUAACAAAGACUAUACUUUAGUAGAAUCUAUGUAUGACAUAUGUGAAGAUAUAAAAUCGAAUAUUAGUAGAACCAUUAUAAGUAUGGAUGAAAAAAUAGUCGGUCAAUUAUGUAGUAAGAAAUAUGAAGUGAUAUACGGAGCUAUUCAAAACAGCUUAGUUGAAGACUAUCCAGAAGCCAGAUAUAGUUUAAUGGCUCUCGUCGACAGUUUGCAAAAUAGUGAUAAUUUUGUUGAAGAUAUAUUUGGAUUCCUUAAUAAUAGAACAGAACUUAUAAAGGCCUUACAAACUUCCAUAAAUCACUCCUACGACCUCGGUAUUCCGGUAUAUCUGAAGUACCUACAAUCCAAUAUACAAGCCUAUGGAAUCGUACUAAGUUUCCUUAGUGGGAAUGAUUGGUGGACUGAAUUGAGAACAGUAUACAAUGGCCCUUAUACUGAAAAGUUUUUUGCUUACGUGGAGAAUAGUUUCGAGGUUAUUGAAAAUCUGAUGACGAAUUUAGACGACAUACAUAUAGUCCGUUUACUACGGGAGAUAAAUGUAAACGAUACAGAUUCAUUCUGCCAACCGAACAUCGUGUUGUCGGAUUAUUUGCCUGACUCUACCGGCAUGUUCACGGACAUGAAGAAUCAAAUCUGUAAUAAGGAGAAGUCAGAACUAUAUAAAGAGUUACCGCCUUUGCUGUUCGCUUCACAAGGCUUGGACAGUUCACUAAAAAUAUCAAAGGUGAUCGACUAUACCACUUUGAAUACGAAUGUGUCAAUGGUAGAAUCAAGAUUGGAUCUAAUUAAGGAAGGACCCAAAGUUCCACUAUAUCCAGGAUGGGUGACUGAAGAGAAAUUACAGCACCUUAGGAAGGUAGCUCUUGGGUUGCUGUCAAAGCAAUCAUUAACGAAGAUGGGAUUUGCCGUUUUGAGCAAUGGUGUCGAUGCUGCGACUUUGUUCCUUAGCGGAAGUCACUGUACUGUUUGCUCUCAACUGACGACCUGGCUCAAGCAACUAAACUUACAACUAUUUAAAAAGCAGGAGUAUGAUAAUUUGCUGUGCCAUCUCCAAGGGAUGACGCUGGAUGAUGUACAUAAUACGCUAAAGACGGACUUCCACUGGGACAUGGCUCUCAGAGAGUUAAUAUCGACUCGUAACUACACGAAGUAUGAAAUGAACAAAUCCAUGGGAGAAUUUAUUGGCCUCGUAAAGCUGUACCUUCUUGAAGACAUCGCAGCUAAUACCACAAAACUGACAGAAUGCUUGGCAAGAAACAUUUCCAGAAAUGAAAUUGGCAAUGCCACGCUCUUCGCAUCAGUCCUGGCCCAGACAGGUAAACUAUUAAGAGCAGAGCUGCCUCAUAUACAAGAAGUAGAAGGAGUCAGAGAUUUACCAUACUUAAAGGAGAUAUACGAAGAAAUAGCUCGUCACCUGGAUGUAGAGAAACCUCUGGUAGACUAUCUAAUUGAAAAUAAUGCUUUGCAUGAAGACUUGGUGUCGAUUUUGGACUCCGAUGUAGCCAAUGAUAUCGAGGAUUCAAAAAUUAAUUUGCGUAAUAUCCGAAGCAUGCCGGACUCUUUGACUCAAAUUAAACUUCCAAGAGGAAACUGGAAUGUAGUUUGUGAUAAAUACAACUGCAGUGAAAUUGCGUCUAUACUCAAGGAAUAUCUUAACAACUCCAAGAUUGAUAAAAUGCUUCCUAAAUACCAACAAGAAGAGUUUUGGCGCUUCAAAUUCGUGUCAAACAUUAUCCAGCGCAUCGAGGGGUUGGUCUCCCACAUAGCGAGAUUGUUGGGUGUAGCAAGUAAACUGGACCUAGCUGGACUACGAGAUGGAAAAUUAGAUGCUUUGUUGGAUACUGGUCUGUUGCUGAUCAAAGAUGAUAUUUUGGACAGUAUUGGAUACAGUUUGCAGGGUCUGAUAGCUGAAAUGCAACCGUUGAUGGAAACUACACCACUGGACAAAGACCUCCAGGCUUUGUCAGCUGGCCUCAAUGUGUUGCGACAGUUUAAAUAUUACCUAUUGGAUAAAAUUAAUCCAAAAAUUGAGGUGAAGAGCCUGUUCCUGAAUCCUGAAAAUAUUGAGGCAGGAUUGUCGGCUUUGGGUAUCAACAAUACCAAUUUCUGGUCUAUAGCAGCGCCCAGGAUAUACGAAGGAUAUAUUCACUUAAAACCGCUUUUCACUUCAAAACAAGACAACAUCCACAUAUCGAUGUACAUGUGUCAGAUCGAUGCCAUGUCGAAGGUAUUGAAGCCGUCGAACCUGGACGUGGUGACCGCUGAGGACGUACUGGCUGCAGUUGUUGACCAGUUCUGCGGUCUGCCAGAUGAAACUGCCAAACAAAUAUUGCCAGUACUUCUUAAAAAUUUCAACUUCAAACCUAUACUGGAUUUUAUUAAAACGACUCUUCUUAAGAAGUUAUAUGAAGCGUCAAACCUGACAGAAGAUGAAGGUGCCUCAGUUCUCUCCAAGUAUUCACAGAUGGUGGCACUAGUGCCAGCUAUACAGGACAACAUCGGCUACGUAUCAGAGCUGUUCGCUGAUGAACCUAUGUUCAAGAGCUUUAAAGAAUUCAGUUCUAUCGGAAGCUUAUUCUCAUCUAAAGAAUUCCUGUCAAGUGCCGGCAGCUGUUUCUGUGGCAAGCCCUUCAGUGUAAACACGAACAAGAUCUACAAACAGAUGGUGGCCACGGAGGAUCUGUCCACUAAACCUGACCAGGCCCAAUUGGAUGCGUUGCCAAAUGAUUAUUGCCGCUCGUUAUACGUGGACAUCGUGAACGUGCAAGGUGGCAAAAUCGUGUGGAGCUUCAUCAAGCCGCUGAUUAUGGGCAAGAUACUGUACACACCCCCCAACCCUACUGUCAACACAAUCAUGGAGAAGGCUAACUCCACAUUCGCAUCGAUGAUUAAAGUGGUAAACCUUGUCCACUCCUUCGCAAAGUCAUUCCCAGCAGUGAACAAGAUGCUAUCACAUCGUGACGGAGUCGAUGUUCUUCGUAAUGUAAUGACAAGCCCUCAGUUCAGCGCUGUGAGAGCUUUGAUCGUUGACGGUGAAAGUAAUGAAGGUGUCAGCGUACAAGACUUCAAUGUUGAUGGACUGUUUCAUGAAUUUGGAGAUGUUGAGGAUAUUGGCACGCUAUUAUCAAAGGCAUCAGACAUCCUGAACUGCAUCAACUUGAAUAGGAUCCAGGCUACUCCUAACGAAUAUGAACUAACACAUGCGGCUGCUGUCCUCAGCACUGUCAACGAGUUCUCCGCUGGUGUAGUGUUCCUCAACAGUGAAGAACUAGACGAUUCCUUUUCUAACGUGGAGUAUAAAAUACGAAUGGAUAUCGACACCGUGCCUACUACUAAAAGAUUAAAGGACUUCUUAUGGAUCCCAGGACCUGAAUCCAACUUCAUAGAGAACAUGCGCUAUUUCCGAGGCUUCGUUGAACUCCAGGACAUCGUAGACAAGGCUAUUAUCCAGUUAUCUGCUGAGAACAGCCUCUCCAAGACCACAACUGAAGAGGAAGAUUGGGCCGUAUAUACACAACAAACACCUUAUCCAUGCUAUACAGCAGAUUUAUUCCAGACAGGACUAUACGAGUCUCAGUCGCUGAUAGUGGCUUUCUUCUUCUCUCUGCUGUUCUCUGUCGCCUCUACAGUACGCUUCAUCGUGUCUGAUAAAGAGUCUGGCAACACAAUGUUAAUGUCGGUGAUGGGUGUGGACCUCCGCUGGCACACGCUCUCCUGGUUCAUAGCAUCGUUUAUAGAGAUGACAGUCACCAUGGUCUGCAUCACAAUUAUACUCUACGCAGGAAGUAUACUUCCCACUACAGACCCUAGCCUCGUGUUCGUACUGCUCUUCAUAUUUGGAAUAUCCAUGCUGAGUUUCUGCUAUAUGAUAUCGAAGAUGUUCCAAUCGGCGAGCUUGGCUGCUGUGUGUGGUGCCAUCACUUACCUGGUCACGUUCAUGCCCAUAGUCAUAAUCCUAUCUCUUGAAACCGUGCUUUAUAACUCAUUCAAGUUGGUUAUUUGCCUAUCGAUGUCUUCAUCUCUUUGCUACGCCUUCCUAUACAUUACGCGCUACGAGGCCCAUGGUGCGGGCGCAGGGUGGGCCCAGCUGUGGGACUCUCCAAGUGAGGGGGAGGAUAUGAGCAUUGGGCUCGCCACUCUCAUGAUGCUGGUGGACGCGGUCAUUUACUUCAUUAUAGGAUGGCUCAUCGAUAGGUAUUUUGGUAUAAGAACUUUAAAAACAAACAUCACUCACUGUACGACUACGAACGAGAAGGCUGGCGUGAGCAUCCUCAACGUGUCGAAGGUCUAUAAUGAGAGGUCACGCAGACCAAAGCUGGCUUUAGACAAUGUGUCUAUCGAGCUGCACAAAGGGCAGAUCACGACCCUGCUGGGACACAACGGCGCUGGUAAAACUACUUUAAUUAACAUACUAACAGGCAUGCUGAAACCCACUAAAGGCCAUGUGAUCAUACGGUCGGAGCGUGAGGCCGGCACGCGCCUAGGCGUGUGUCCGCAGCACGACGUACUCUUCGAGCACAUGAGUGCGCGUGAGCAUGUCAUGCUUUAUGCUCAACUCAAGGGGGGACAUGGCAAAGGGGAGCUGCAGGCUGAGGUUGACAAGAUGCUAGAAGUGCUGUCCCUAGGCCCUGUGUCCUCAGAGCUGGUGUGUCGACUAUCGGGCGGCACUCGGCGGCGCCUGUGCGUGGCGCUGGCCUUCGUAGGCGCGCCGCACCUCGUGUCGCUCGAUGAGCCCACUGCUGGGGUCGACCCGGCCGCUAGAAGAGACAUCUGGUCAAUGAUAGUGAAGUUGAAAGAAGACAAGACGAUACUAAUGACGACUCAUCACCUCGACGAGGCAGAACUGCUGAGUGAUCAGAUCGUGAUAAUGCACAAGGGUCAAAUCCACACAACCGGAUCACCAAUCGAAAUUAAACGAACCUUGGGGAACGGUUACAAGCUGACAGUGAUGUAUCCAGAGAGAGCUGAUAUCAACGAAAUGACAGAAGAGAUUAAUCAAGAGGAGAAGACAAAACAGCUCCUGACAGUGGUCAGGGAUGUGGUAAAGAACGCCAACGUGAUUGAUGUCAAUGAACUUGAGGUGGAGAUUGGGUUGCCAUUUUUCGAUAUGAACGGAUUGAAUAAUAACUUUCUACAGUUGUGUUCAGUGCUGGAAGCUAUUCAACCAGCUCUGGGUUUCAAGAGCUUUACAAUGGACUGCAGCAGCCUGGAGCAGGUGUUUUUCAAUGUCUGCCAACAAGCAGAUACUCCUCUGACUAAUAUUGAGUACACGUCAUCAGAAAGCUUUCCAUCAAAGAGUGCAUCUAGUUCAAGCAUCAGGACGGACCGCACACCACAACAGUUAGUACCACCCGAGGGACCAAUGAAAGGCUCCGCUUGGGAGCAGUUCCUUGCACUAAUGUACGCCCGAUACCUGCAUCAUAUCAGAAACAGAUGGCUCCUGUUCAUGCUGAUCAUCCUGCCAUCACUGUUCGUGACCAUCGCUAUGGGCUUCUCCAUGCUGCGGCCACCGGCAGACAACGAGAUAUCGCUCAAACUUGACAGGAACCUUUACGUGAACACCACGGAUUUUAUUGUACCUCGUCCGUCCAAGAGCUCCAAGACCAUGGACGCAUCAUUUGCUGAGCGCAUCAUGGAACAUUUGAUGGGGGGCAGACACAUUAAAAACUGGACAACAGAAGACUCGCCUACAUGUGAAUGUCACCCCAAACAUCAAGUAUGCAACGCAAUACCGAACAUGACAGUGUUGCCGGACAUGAUGGCGCUGCCUGACGUGAACAGCCUCAACAAGUGGCUAGUUGAUACACAGGAGAUAUUUAUUGAAAAGAGGUACGGAGGCUAUUCAUCAUCCCUUAAGAACGAUGUAACAAACCUGGUGGUGUGGUACAACAACAAGGGCCACCACGCGAUGGUGUCGCACCUCAACGCGCUCAACACGGCGAUACUGCGCGCGCGCACUCACACGCCGCGCGCCUCCAUCACCACCUACACGCACCCUCUCAAGAUCUCUAAAGAACAACUCAGUAAAGCUACCGUAUACCAACAUAUAGCAGACGCUGGAAUCUCAGGUCUGCUGCUAAUAGCUUACGCGCUGAUCAGCGCUGGUGCUGCCAUCUACCUGGUGUCGUCUCGCCGGAGUCAGGAGAAGCGGCUGCAGUUACUGUGUGGCGUUAGCCCCUUGCUGUAUUGGACCACAGCCCUUGUAUGGGAUAUGUUGAUAAUGGCAAUCAACAUGGGUAUCACUGCAGCAGUUAUGGUUGCUUUUGGCUUCCCCGUGUUCGUCUCGAGGAAUAAUCUACCAGCUAUAUGCAUAAUGUUUCUUCUGUAUGGAUACGCCUGCGGAAGCUUGAUUCACGUAGCAGAGAAGUUGUUCUCGGAAGCAAGUAUGGCGAACAUGGUUCUAUUCUGUGGCAACGCCUUCCUUGGUCUUUCGUUUAUCGCCAUACUCCUUAUAUUUGACGUAAUUUCCGAGUCAGAGGAGACAGACAACGCCCGUUACGUGUUGCAUAAGAUCUUUUUACUGGCGCCGCAGUUCGCGUUGGGAGAUGGACUUUUGGAGAUAGCCAAGAACACCAUACAAGCUCAGGUGCUAGGCCGCUUCGGCAUGGACACAUACCAAGAUCCUCUCGGAACCAACCUGAUCACUUUGCACUACUCGUACUUGGCACUCGUGGGCACAGCGCUCAUGCUGCUCAACUUGGCUAUCGAGUACAAUUGCUUCGAAGGUCUGCUCGUCAGGUUCCGUUCAGUGAGCAUUCCACCACCAGUUCCUGGGGAACUGGAGCCAAUAGAAGUGACUGAAGAAAGGAAGAGAGUGCACUCCACUCGCCUUCAAGCUGAGCCCACGAUACACGGCGUUAGCACCAUUGGAAAUAUCAACAGAGGUUACGUGCAUACGGAAGGUUUCAAAAACUCAAUCCAGCGUGUUGUGGCGCCACUGAGUGACGUGGCGCAGUGCGUGGCGCUCAGCAAGGCGUACCGCGGAGUGCGCGCACAUACCGUGGCCCUGCGGGACCUCACGCUGGGCAUUCUGCCCUCUCAGUGCACCGCUCUUUUGGGUCAAAAUGGUGCGGGCAAGUCGACUACCUUCUCGCUGCUGACUGGAGAAAUCCGACCCACGUCCGGACAAAUCUACCUCAACAACAAAAUUGUUAACUCCACUCAACUUUGUACCGGCCUUAUUAGUUAUUGCCCUCAAAGUGACGCAAUUGAUUCACUUCUGUCGGUGACAGAAAUUUUAAGGUUCUACUGUCGACUGCGUGGCAUCACGGAUUACGAACAGGUGGUAGCGCGUGCCCUGGACAUGUUCGAGCUGGUCCAGUACGCGCACGUGCGAAGCGGUGCGCUGUCGGGCGGGAACAAGCGCAAGCUGUGCGCCGCCGUAGCAUUUAUGGCGCGCACGCCGCUAGUGCUGUUGGACGAGCCCACCAGGUUCGGUGGCUGGGGCUCCCCUCGGGGCCAGGCCCCCGCGGGGCGCGCUCGGCGCGCGCUGCGUGGCGCCGACUGCGCGCGCGCGCCCCGCACGCGUCUCUGCGCGUGCUGCAACCAGCACACGCUGCACGUGCUCAUACCUACACACGCCACGGAAGCUGAAACAUUUGAAAUGCUUAUUGUUAAUAUCAGAAGAAAUGCGCAAAGCUAA